Messenger RNA from Naegleria gruberi, 1161 nucleotides. RefSeq lists its product as uncharacterized. The record is from RefSeq and is a predicted model, not a curated record. Bases 16 to 1143 code for a protein of 375 amino acids. NCBI's taxonomy places the organism in Eukaryota, Heterolobosea, Eutetramitea, Acrasida, Naegleriidae. Gene Ontology annotation, cellular component: cytoplasm. The transcript has a single exon.
GAACCAGCCAACAAGAUGCAAAAACCAAACGACCUAGAACAAACUACAUCAUCAUCGGAAUCAGCUACACAACAACCUAUUGUUACUCAAGCUAAACCAAAGAAGCUUCCAGUUACAGUCUUGACUGGUUUUUUGGGAGCAGGUAAAUCAACAUUAUUGAAUUAUAUUCUCUCUCAAAAUCAUGGAUAUAGAAUUGCAAUUAUUGAAAAUGAAUUUGGUGAAGUAUCGAUUGAUGAUGCUCUUAUUGUUACAUCAAAGGAAGAAGUUGUUGAAUUGAGUAAUGGAUGUUUGUGUUGUACAUUGAGAGGAGACUUGAUCGGAGCCUUGACCAAGUUAUCACAAAAGAAGGACAAGUUUGAUUAUAUUUGCAUUGAAACUACUGGUUUGGCUUUACCGGGUCCUAUUGUUCAAACUUUCUAUCUUGAUGAACAAGUGAGAAAUGAAUAUUAUCUUGAUGGUAUUGUUACAGUGGUUGACAGCAAGCAUAUUAUUCAACAUUUACAUCACCAUCAUCAUGAAAAGAAACAUGGCGAAGAGGAAGAAGAAGAAGAAGAGGAAGAAAAUGAAGCUGAAGAUCAAGUUGCCUUUGCUGAUAGAAUUAUUGUAAACAAAGUUGACCUCAUUGAUGAAGAUACCAAGAAGAAGGUUCUGAAAAAGAUUAGAAAGAUUAAUGGUUUGUCACCAAUUUGUGAAACUAGCCAUUCCAAGAUUGACUUGUCUUUUAUUUUGAAUAUUCGUGCAUUUGACAUUGAUAGAGUUUUGAAUAUGGAUCCAAACUUGUUGAAGGAAAUGGAUGAACAUCAACAUGAAGAAGAACAUGAUCACCACCACAAGCAUGACCAUCAUGAUGCUGAGGUCACUUCAUAUGCCAUUGUCAAACCUGGUGUUGUUGAUAAGGAAAAGUUUGAGGAUUGGUUGUUGGACUUGUUGACUGAACGAGGAUUGGACAUUUAUAGAACUAAGGGAUUCCUCAAUGUAGGAGAAGCAAAACCUCUCGUUGUUCAAGCUGUUCACAGUCUUUUAGAUAUGAGAUUCUUUGGUGAAUGGAAGAAUAAUGACACAACAAACAAGCUUGUUUUCAUUGGUAAAUAUUUGGAUCAUGAAGAAUUAAAUGAAGGUUUCAACGCAUGUUUGAAACAAUAAACUUCCAUGUUACACUCU